This is a messenger RNA of Camellia sinensis, 1979 nucleotides long. Lineage: Eukaryota; Viridiplantae; Streptophyta; Magnoliopsida; Ericales; Theaceae. The record is from RefSeq and is a predicted model, not a curated record.
UUAACCCGCUUAACCAAACCAAACAAGCUGUUCUCUCAGCCGGCUCUGCUACAACAUUCCCAAUGGCUCUCCGGCUCCUCCGGCGAUGGACUCCGAACUUGUUCAACCUAACUCGAAGUUUCCGAUCAAACUCUGCACUCGAAGCCCUAGCAAAAGCCUCCGAAGAAAAAACCCCAAUCAUCGUUCUCUACAACUACCCUUCGUUUUCCGGAGCUUUCUCAGCACUCUUCGCUCGCCUCUUCCACUCUCAUCUCAACCUCCCAUGCCUCAUCCUACCCUUCUCCUCCGUCGAACCUCUCAGGGUUGAAGAUUUGUGUGUUGAAGGGAUCAAGAAAUGCUACUUUCUUGAUUUUCUUGGGCCGAGAGGAUUUGCGGCGGAACUUUCAUGGCGAACUUCAUGCGAGGUGAUUGGGUUCGAUCAUAGAAAAUCAGUGCUGUCCAAGAUUUCAUCUGACCAUGAUUGCAGUGGGAACCUCACAUUUCAUGUUGAUAUUGAGAAGAGCAGCUCGACUGCUGUGUAUGAAUACUUCUCUGCAAAACUUUCAGAGAUGAGAUACGGUGAUGGCAAUGUCAAAAGUUUAUUAAACCCAAAAGAUCGAGAUCGCAUGGAAUUGGUUCUUAAGUACAUUGAAGAUGCAGAUCUUCGCCGAUGGAUUUUACCAAACAUUAAAGAUUUUAACAUUGGGCUUGGUGAAUGGCGUUCUAUGUUGAACUGCAUCACUAAUCCACACAUGUAUGAACAGUUAUUGGAGAUAAGCUCUGCAGUUUUAAUUGGCAAGGGAAUUUCUUAUAUAUCUACUCGGCAGGAUGCUGCAAAAAAAUUGCUGGAUAAGGUUUUCAAAGUUCGUUUAGGCAAAGGAUUUUAUGGGGAGUGUCUGGGAGUAAGAGCUGAUGGAAAUUCUAAUUUAAGUGAUGAAAUUGGUAAGGAACUUAGCAUAAAGAGUGCUGCAGCUGGAUUGAGGCCCAUAGGAGCUGUUGUUUACAUGCAACGUAAUAAUCUUAAAAUGUGCUUAAGGAGUACCGAUACUGCUACUGAUACCUCUGAAGUUGCAAAGGCAUAUGGUGGAGGAGGUUCCCCAAGUUCCAGCUCCUUUAUAAUAAGGAUGGAUGAGUAUAACCAGUGGCUCUCAGUACACCAACCAUGAAAACAUUAAGUUCAGCGGGUAAAGGCAGAAGGAUGAUUAAUUGGUGGAUAUGAGAGGGUUUAGUUUGGCUUUCACAUAUGCGUGUGGGAGAAAUUAGAGUUGAAUAUGAUAUAUGUACACUGAUUUUAACAGCCUCAAAUUACCAGCAAGAUUGAUUGAAACCCCCAACCAGGCCUCCCCUUCCCAAACAGAAUGGAAAAACAACCCACUACUGCCACUGCCACUGACACCAUGAAAUCAGAAGAAGGAAAGAUUAACUGAACAUGGAUAUAGCUAACAACAAUGUCAUCAAAAACAAAAGGAAAUACCAAAGAAAGAAAAAAGUUGAUAUAUUCUUACUCCAUCAUGGGCAUGAUCCUGGAUUGUUAAGCUUGUCGCCCAAAUGCAUUAUAUAUGCGCAGCCAAGCAUCCGAUUGUUGAACAAUUAGCACAAGAUUCAUUCUAAGCAGUAAAAGUUCUUGACUGUUCAAUUCUUAUAUUUAUGAUUAUGUGUAUAAGUGUGGUUAUAUAAUACAAUCAUAACCAAUAAUAUUGAGAUGUGUUAAUUAAAUUGUACGAUUUUAAAUUUUUCGGUUCUUGGGUUGGUUUAGGUUACACAGUCACCAACCAGAGAACCGAACUGAUUGGUUGGUUCUGGGAUUUUUGGACCCAAAAUUGAACCGAACCAAUGCUAGAGCUGAACUUACACAACCCAUAAAGGUUGAUUUGGUUUGGUUCUUUUGUGCACUCAUACUAUUUAGACAUCCACUUAGGUUCAAAAUGAUAUAAUUUAUACAUGCAUAUGUAAUUUACAUAAAUGUAUGUAGAUGUCCUGAUGAGGAGUUUUUGCCAUUA